Molecule: messenger RNA, 5106 nt
Organism: Seminavis robusta
Lineage: Eukaryota; Bacillariophyta; Bacillariophyceae; Naviculales; Naviculaceae
Source: the annotation of a GenBank genome assembly
AUGGACCGUCCACAUUCUGCUCAUCCAUCGCACAACGGCUCUUCCUCGUUAGGCUCAUCCUCUGGAUCGCAUCCCCAUGGUUCGUCAUCGGCUGCCCACCACGCCGCUGUGCUCAGUCACGCAUCUGCCGCUGCUAGGGGCGGCACUUCCACGGUUGGAGGGCUGAAUCAGACCAAUAAUGCGCAUCUUCAGGCUGCAGCAGGGAAUGUAGUUCUUCAGGCGGGGCAGGGACAGUACGGUCAUUCUCAGCAGCAACAACAAGUCCAUCUUUCUCAGAAUCAGCAACUCCAGCUUCAGUAUGCCCAACAGCAGCAACAACAGCAGAGACGCUCUCCGGUCAACUUUGUAAACCCUACACCCGCUCAGGCGUUGGCAGUGGCACAUCGACAGGCGGCGUCGGCUUCCCAAGUGUACAAUCAGGGUCAGACUCAACAACAGCGAGUACAAGGCCAAAGUCAGGCUCCUCAGCACAUGGCAGCCGCCACAGCUUCUCGGUCUUGGGCUGUACCCAAUCCAUUGUCGGGGAUUCCCAAUCCGGGCCCUAGUAGUGGUUCCGUGGUUCAUGCGAGCAAUGGUGGUAGUAGUGGAGCUCCCAACCCGCUGACGAGUCUCGCGUCAAAUGCUUCCUCGAAUCAGUCCAGAGCGGCAUUACAACAGGUGGCGGUCGGCAAUCCGGCUCUGAUACCAAACACACACAAUUUGCAGCGUGGCCAACAACAACAACAACAACAGCAGUAUGCUCAACAACAAAAUCGACAACAGCACCAUCAUGCAUUAUCUCAACAAGGAGGUCAUGCUCUUCAAGGUCAAACGUUGCAGCAACAGCAGCUUGCUCAACAGCAAGCUCAGCAGCAGCAACGAGCCCAACAGCAAGCUCAGCAGCAGCAACGAGCCCAGCAGCAGGCUCAGCAGCAACAAAGAGCCCAACAACAAGCCCAGCAGCAGCAGCAACGAGCCCAGCAGCAAGCUCAGCAGCAACAAAGAGCCCAACAGCAGGCUCAACAGCAACAGUUGCUCCAACAACAACAGCAAAGACAACAGCAGCAGCAACAACAAGCUCAGAGUCAACAACCUCAGCAGCAACCCAAGCGUAAGGUCGUGUUGAGCGCCGAUGCGAAACAAGCUUUGGCCAAAGCUAUUUGGUCGGCCAUCAAGAAUCCGGAUGGCGUGAUUGAUCCAGAUUUGUUACGGGCAGCGGAGGCGACGGGGUUGCCAAGUCAUGCGAUUCUGAAUGCUGCCAAGGCUCAGCCGCAUUCGACGCAUCAACGCCCACCGACGCAGCCGCCGUAUCAGCAUCGCCCUCAGCCCACGGCGCAAACUCAAAGUCACGGACAGGCGCAUGCUGUUCAGCGGCAACCAGCCGCGCAGCCGUACCAGCAUCGCCCUCAACAGCCUACAUCCCAGACUCAGAGUCACGGACAGGCGCAUCCUGUAAAGCGACCACCAACGCAGCAGCCAUACCAGCAUCGCCCUAAGCCCGCUGCUCAGCCUCAAAGUCACGGACAACCAGCGACUGCCGCUCAGGCGCAUCCGCAAUAUCGUCACGGGCAGCCCUAUCAACAACAUCAGUAUCCACACCAGGGGCAAUCUCAGACCACUGCAGCAGCAGCCAGGGCGCCGUACACGCAAGCGACACAGCAGCAGCACAGGCCUGCUGCGACCCAAUCGCGCACACAGGUGAAACCAGCCACCCCCGUCAGUCGACCCGUCGCUGCGCCGGCUCCUGCUCCUCCGCCGCCACCUCCCGAAAAUCCCUGGAGGCGAGCUCAAUCGGGAACGUUUUUCGUCCAGAAGGGUCGUUUCAUGGUCUUGAACAAUACGCUUAGUGCCUAUUCAAGCCGCACCAGCGCUUGCAAGACGCUUUUGUCGAUCAAACGACCGCAUCCCAAAAAGGUUGCUGUCGUAUCAAAGAACAAGCUUCAAGCAGCGAAACUUCUGCAAGCCAGCCUUCGGAACAAGCAACAGAAAGUGGAACGUCUGGUGGAUCCCAACAAGUUCCGACGAAUCAAAGUCGAACCAAAGAAGCACGCGAAGGCGUUAGACCGAGCUGCUCGCAAAGCACGGCAAGUUGCCGCUGACGCGAUGAACAAACAACACAAGGAAUGGACCAAGGCUCUCUUGAGUCACCAGUCGGAGUUCUUCAAAUUCCACAAGAAUCGCAAAGCGGAAGCCUUGAAGGUAGCCAAGGCUUGUCGAGAUACCUUGGACAAGGAAGAGAAGCAAAAGGAGAAGGAAGCCGCGCAGGCUGAGCGUGCUCGAUUGGCUGCACUGAAGUCGAAUGAUAUGACUGCCUACUCCAAGUUGCUCGAAGAAACCAAGAACGACCGUCUCAAGUUCUUGAUGGACAAGACAGAAGAAUCGUUCCAGCAGAUAUCGUCGCUCUUGCACGAACGAGGGGGUACUAGUAGUCAUGGGGCCAAGUCGAACACGGGAAAAAGCAAGGAGGAUUCGUCGUACUACGAAAAGGCUCAUUUCAAGUCAGAAGAAGUGCGUCAACCCAGUAUUUUAGUCGGUGGUGAUUUGAAGGAGUACCAGCUAGCGGGGUUGCAAUGGCUUGUGUCACUGUACAACAAUAAGCUCAACGGGAUUCUUGCAGACGAAAUGGGUCUGGGAAAGACCAUUCAAGCAAUUUCUUUGGUUGGUUAUCUCAUGGAGUUCAAGAACAAUUUGGGCCCGUACCUCGUGAUCGUCCCUCUGUCAACUCUCUCCAAUUGGCAGAACGAAUUCAUCAAAUGGUGCCCUUCAGCCCGUUUGGUGUGCUACAAGGGGACGCCGGCGGUACGCAGAGAAAUCUACAAGGACCAAGUCAGCAAGGGACAUUUCAACGUACUUUUGACCACUUACGAGUACAUCAUCAAGGACAAGAAGUAUUUGCGCAAGAUUGACUGGACUUAUGCUAUCGUUGAUGAGGGACAUAGGAUGAAGAAUGCACAAUCCAAGUUUGCCGUGACUCUGGGGACACAUUACAAUACGGAAUAUCGUGUCUUGCUGACGGGGACGCCGCUGAUGAAUCAGUUGUCGGAACUGUGGUCUUUGCUGAACUUUCUGUUACCGGCCAUCUUCAAUUCGGUGGAAACUUUUGAUCAGUGGUUCAGCCGUCCUUUCUCGCAAUUUGGAUCGAGCAAUGCCAAUGCCGGUCCCAACGGUGAAAAAGACGAAGCCGACGAGCUUUUGAGCAACGAAGAGCGAAUGCUUAUCAUUCAUCGAUUGCAUGAGCUGCUGAGGCCUUUUAUGCUGAGACGUGUCAAGUCAGAGGUUCUGGAUCAAUUGCCUGAAAAGGUUGAGAAGGUGCUUCGUUGUGAGCUUUCGUCCUGGCAAAAAGAGUUGUACAAGCAGAUUAGUGUCAAAGCGGUGGAAUCAAACAACCUCACUGGUGAUUCAUCUUCCCAGCCAUCAAUACCCAGCCGCGGACUGAACAAUGUUGUCAUGCAGCUUCGAAAAGUCUGCAACCAUCCCAUGCUGUUCUCUCCGGAAGGUUAUCAGAUCAAUGACACGAUUGUUCGUUGUUCCGCCAAAGUGGCUUUGCUGGACAAGAUGCUCCCAAAACUCAAGGCCGCUGGACACAGGGUCUUGAUCUUCACGCAGAUGACGGCUGUCAUGACAAUUCUGGAAGAUUACUUUUCUCUCCGCGGAUACAUGUCGCUUCGGCUCGACGGAUCCACUCCCGCCGAUGAACGCGAAAAGCGCAUGUACAAGUUCAACGCCCCCGACUCUCCAUACUUCAUUUUCUUGCUGUCAACUCGGGCAGGAGGCUUGGGGCUCAACCUGACUGCCGCUGACACUGUUGUGAUUUUUGACAGUGACUGGAAUCCAAUGAUGGACCUUCAAGCACAAGAUCGUGCUCAUCGGAUCGGACAACGCUCUGAUGUGUCAGUGUUCCGACUGUGCACGAAUUCACCUGUGGAAGAGAAGAUUCUUAGCCGUGCCACGGAAAAGCUCAACACCGCUGCUUUGGUGGUGGAAGCCGGAAAGUUCAACAAAGGGAGCGUCGAGAGCGACAACAGUUUGGAGCGAAAACAGCUGAUGGAGAUUCUUCUUACCGACUUUGAUAGCUCCAACGCUCAGUCGACGAACAAGGGGCCAUCCGAAAAAUCGGGAUCUGACAACGGUGACGAGGACGACGAUAGCGCUGUAAGCGAAAAAGAAAAGGAAGAUUUCAACGAGCUUAUCAGCAACAACGACAGAGACUAUGAAAUGUAUUGUGAUUACGACAACAGACGUGUUCGCGAUGGCCUUCCACAGGCAGAGCUGUUUGAAUCACCAGAUGAUGUCCCCGACUGGAUUAACUUUCCCGGUGGGAAGCAGAAGUAUGAGAAUAAUGCUGACAAUGACGUAGACAACAACUCAAGAAAGAGGAAGGCUGUUGUUUACGACGAUGGCUUGACAGAGAAGCAGUUCAUGCGGAUGAUGGACAAAAAGGCCGUCGAAGAGGAAAAAGAAAAGAACGCACGAAAGAAAGCCAGGAAGGGAGGGAAGAAAGCCGCUGUGAAUGCACCAGAAGCCGAUAGUGACGGCGACGAAGAGGACGAAGAUGUUGCCCCCUCUGGAGAUGCCGGCGCCGCUAUCGGAAACGAGCUCACCGACUGGACCUUCCGAAAGCUCAUUAGCUGCACAAAGACCGUAGUCGCAUUGAAAGAGCCGGGGACGAAACGUCGGCUGGCUGACUUAUUCCUGGAAAAGCCAGCACCACAGCAGUUCCCCGAUUACUACGAGCUGAUUGACAAACCGAUUGCCAUCAAUGACAUCUUGCGAAAGUGCAGGGGGAAGCUGUACACGCACUUUUCCGAAUACAAGGACGAUUGGAAGUUGAUGAUUGCCAAUGCCGUAAAGUUCAACGGCGAGGGUUCCUGGGUUGUCAAAGAUGUUCUAGCUCUUGAAAAGGAGCUGGAUCGUGUGCUGAAGCGAAACGGUUUCUCAGAAGAGCAACUCCCAUCUCCUGGAAAGAAGAAAGCCCCCAAGAAGAAGCUUCGUAUCAAGUUGUCCCUCAAGGCUUCGUCAAAAGCCGAAGAGGCCGACGCUGAAGGUGAAGAGGAGGAAGAUGAACCGCCGCCACCACCACCCGAACCAACUCCGAAGAAAAGGCGGGCCAGACGAAAACGAACAUAG